AUGGAACGGAAAACGAAAAAGGAGAGAAGAAGGUGUAAGAAGGAGGCAGAGGAGGUAGGGUUCGUUGAUGAGAAUAUCCAAAUACUGGACAUUCCAAUUCACAUACUCUUCGAUAUUAUGCUUAAACUACCUGCUGUCUCCUUAAUUCGAUGUUCUUCCGUUUGCUACAAAUUCAAAUCAAUUAUUUUCGAUCCUUCCUUUCAACAAUCCUAUCUCAUCAAAGCCCCUCUCUCCUUCGUUGUUCUCUCUGAUAAUCUCCGUCUCACUUCAAUCGAUUCCCAAUUUCAUACCCUAAACCCUAAUAUUUCCAAUCACUCUUCCUCUUGUAUCGCCAUCCAACCUUCUCUCGAUUCCAAACCCUGCAAUCCCACCUCCUCCACCACCUCCACCGCUUCCACCGCAGCCACCCCAACAAUUCAUCAUCAUCAUCAUCAUCAUCACCAUCAACAACAAUCGCGUAACAACAGAACAAACAGGUUCGUGACAUUUCAUAUACAUAGGCAUGUGGAUUUGAUCAAUUCUAGUAACGGUCUAUUGUGUUUACGUGCUUCUAAUUGUCGCACUCCAUCUCGCUCUCUUUAUUACAUCUGCAAUCCUUUGUUGGGCGAGGCUCUCACCGUUCCCCUUGCCCCAAGUCCUGCCGAUCAAAACCUCUAUUUUUCAGCUUUUGGCUUUGAUCCCAAGAAGAAACAUUUCAAAAUUCUUCAACUGGUUUUCAAAUCCGAUCAAAUGGUGGCUGAAUUGUACCAAUCUGAUUCAGGGAGCAGAACAUGGUCUCUCAUUCCAGACGCUCCAUCUACCAGACCUAUGGUUAACAGUUCGUUUGAUCCAUCCCUCAACGGUGCACUUCAUUGGCUCACAGAGGAUGCUUCAAUUUGCUCGUUUGAUCUCAACAACAACAAGUUCAAAUCGGUGCCGCCGCCUUCACAUUUUGAUGAUGAGUAUGUGAGUAGGAUCUCGACAAUCAGUGUUGGUGUGUUAAAAGGGUGUUUAUGUCUGUGUUAUGUGAUUGAGGGUGCAAGAUUGGAGACAUGGGUGAUGUCAAAGUACGGUGAGAAGGAGUCAUGGAGUAAGGCAUUCAGUAUUGAGAUAAAGUCAUAUUGUGGAUUGAGUCCACAGGACAAGCACAGACCAAUUGGAUUCAACACUUCUGGAGAAAUGUGGGUCACAGCUGAUUCUGAUUCUCGUUCCUUUACAAAGUGUCUUGUCUCUUUCAACCCUGAAACAGGUGUCUUUAGAAACAUUGAGAUUGGAGGAGCUGCUUCAAACAUUCAAGCCACUCCUCAGGUUUUGAGCUAUUUUUCCAUUAAGAAAAUGGUUAAUAUUCGUCACAGCAAACUUCAGCUUCAGACAUUAAGGUCUGCCAAGAACCAUGCCUUAGGAUUCGAUUUCUUGCUUAUGGGGAACUUUCGAUAG
This is a messenger RNA of Medicago truncatula (barrel medic), 1416 nucleotides long. Its product is annotated as F-box/kelch-repeat protein At3g06240. The transcript has a single exon. Lineage: Eukaryota; Viridiplantae; Streptophyta; Magnoliopsida; Fabales; Fabaceae. Gene Ontology annotation, molecular function: protein binding. Bases 1 to 1416 code for a protein of 471 amino acids. The record is from RefSeq and is a predicted model, not a curated record.